UUAACACGUCGUCCCUGCCGCGGACGCUGCCUCGCGUUGCGACGGCCACGAGAAUCCCCUCAGCGUCGGCGUCCCUGGCGGAUGCACUCGCGGAGUCGUCCUCGGGAUCAUCCGCCGGAUCCGCUCCCUUAAGCUCUCCGAAGGCGAAGGCAGGGGGAGAUGGGAAUGGGAGGUCGGUCCUGUGGUACGCGGCGAGGGACGAGGGCCUCAAGGCGCCGCUGCGGUGGGAGAAGAAAGCGCGGAAGCCGACGCCCGGGGAGCACCUGCUCGACCCCGCCGAGCUGGAGCGGCUGCGGCGGGCGAGAUGGGGGACGGGUCGGUGCGGGCCAAGUAGGCCGGGGUGACGACGAGGUGAUGGAGGGCGUGUGCAGAGUGUGGUCCGGCUGCCAGGAUCUCGCCGCCGUCUGGGUCGUCGAGCCGCAGGGUGGGGUGACGGAAGCCACGACAAACCCGCAGCAGCCGGCGGUGGCCGCCUCCGGUAGGCGGCACACGGGCCCUCCUACCGGCGUCGCAGUCGGCAAGCGAGCCUGCGAAGUGGCGUGGUGGAGCGGACCCGGCAUUGCAUUCAUCAGGGCCUCCCUGAGCUGGUAUCAUGUGAGGUACAAGGCUGAGGAGAUUGUAAGGAUUUGAUCGCCAAGACUCCCGAGUUCAGUGACCAGCUGCAAUUGCCCAACCGCCCAGACAGACCACACCACAUUCUCCCCAUAGGAUCCUGGUAUAUUCCUCCUACUUCAAAUUCUCGCUCAUGUUCUGAAUCUUAUCAAUCCAAGUCAUCACACCUUGCUACAUUUCAACAAGUGUGUGACUGAUCUUCAGUUCCAGUAUAAUUGAUGUAUCUAUACUCUUUAUAAGUUCUCACCGGAGGCAUCAUCAGAUCAACGUAUACGUAAUCAGAUUUGUUGCUUCAAAUUUUGUUCGGGUAUGUGCUUUCACUGAUUACCUUAAUGCCAGUAAUUCUUGAUUUUCGCUUCAUAUAUGAAAUGAUUUAGCUGCACUUGAUGAAUAUCCUUCAGUACACCUGUAAGUUCUAUAGCAAAUGGUUGUAAGCAGUCUCAGUUCGACUAACAAUAUUGAUGGAUACCAAGUACUACUACCGAUCAUCCUUGUAAACUAUCCCAACUCUAUAUUAGUUCUAGCAAAUAAUCUGAUAGAAAAUAAUCGAUUUCAGAAAAAGUCUGCAAAACUUGUAAGUUUAUGCAAUUCUGCUGUUUUAAUCUUUGCACUAAGAAUUUCCAUGCCUAUAUUUUUUUAGGUAUUCUUAGCAAUUCAGAUUGUACACUGAAAUUUAGGUACUUUUCGAGAGCUUACUGUACAAUAAAAUGAUCUACCUUGCAAUAUCAUUUUUCUCACAAAUGAAGAAAUUCAGAGCAUCUAAGUCUUAAAUUUAUCUGCUAAAAUAUAGAUAUUUAUACUUCAUGUUUGGGGUUCUAUUCAUGAGCACUAGGCACUUCUCGACACCGCCACAAUUAUUCUAGAACCUCUUUAAAUUUGCAAUGCUCAUCAGACCAUGUCACGUGUCCAGUAUAGGUUUUCCAGUCAACUAUUCAAAUUAUCGAUUGGGGACGAUAUUUUCAGUCCUACUGAAUUUGCAAAGGAUGCGCCAAGCCAAGAUUAAUUAUGAUUUUUGUAAAUUGCAUCGGCUUACUUAUGUACCUGCUCCUUAGAUGAUAGUGAUUCAGUCAUGGAAAUUUCAUUGCUUUCUUCGAGUGUCCGGAAAACUGAUUCAACACACGUUUGCCAGAAACUGUAGAUUAGCAAGACUAACGCGUGUUGAGCAUGUCAGCCUUGCCCCCAAGUUUUUUCUUACUGUAGUACGCUGCAAAGGCUUUGCUAUUGGUUAUUUUAACCGAUCACAAUACUCCAAAGAGAAACCGUGAUAAUAAGACUGCCCCUUUUGUGUUUUCUACAGAAAGUAGUCUCCAUGCUUCUCAAAUCUGGGUGCUGUUUUGUCCAGAGGUGUUAGGAGCUAGGGUUCUGCCGGUUCU
Molecule: messenger RNA, 1985 nt
Organism: Triticum aestivum (bread wheat)
Lineage: Eukaryota; Viridiplantae; Streptophyta; Magnoliopsida; Poales; Poaceae
Exons: 2
Coding region: 160-630 (156 amino acids)
Source: RefSeq, a predicted model, not a curated record